UCUCAGUUAAUGAGCUUCAAAAAUAUGUAGAAAGUGUUGAAGAUAAAAAAGGUUUGCCUCCUGUAAUUCUGGAAAUUACUAAAACAGAAACUUCUGAGGAGAAAUUAAAAAAACAAAUAUUAAAAGGUCUACUAGAUAAAAUAAAUAAUCUAGAGAUUACUAAAACAGACGAUUUUGAUGAGAAAUUAAAAAAGCAAAUCGAUGAAAUAUUGACAAAUAAAAUUAAUGAA
Messenger RNA from Racocetra persica, 230 nucleotides. Lineage: Eukaryota; Fungi; Glomeromycota; Glomeromycetes; Diversisporales; Gigasporaceae. The record is from the annotation of a GenBank genome assembly.